AUGGAUCGAACUCUUGCGCGCGCAGUGACCGAAAAGAAGCCGGUCCCCGAGAUCGACUUCACGCUGCACACCAUGGAGGAUGGCAUGCAGGUGUCGACAACGGAACGGGUUGUCAAAGAGGUCCAAGCGCCGGCUCUAAGCACCCCUCCCGAUGAUAUGUUUUGGUCUCCCGAAGACCCGUCCAAGCCCAAUCUCCAAUAUCUGAAGCAGCACCUCUAUCGCGAAGGUCGUCUCACAGAAGAGCAGGCGCUGUGGAUCAUCCAUGCCGGGUCGGAGAUUUUGCGAUCGGAGCCCAAUCUCCUGGAAAUGGAUGCCCCCAUCACGGUUUGCGGUGAUGUUCAUGGACAGUAUUAUGAUUUGAUGAAGCUGUUUGAAGUGGGCGGCGAUCCGUCCGAGACACGGUAUCUCUUUUUGGGCGACUAUGUUGACCGUGGCUAUUUUAGUAUUGAGUGCGUUUUGUAUCUUUGGGCCUUGAAGAUCUGGUACCCAGACUCUCUUUGGUUGCUGCGAGGUAACCAUGAAUGUCGCCACUUGACCGAUUACUUUACCUUCAAGCUGGAAUGUAAACACAAAUAUAGUGAACGGAUUUACGAGGCUUGUAUUGAGUCCUUCUGUUGCCUGCCGCUGGCGGCAGUCAUGAAUAAGCAGUUUCUCUGCAUUCACGGCGGUCUCAGCCCGGAGCUGCACACCCUCGAAGAUAUUAAGGCGAUUGAUCGAUUCCGUGAACCCCCAACUCAUGGUCUGAUGUGUGACAUUCUUUGGGCUGAUCCUCUGGAGGAAUUUGGCCAGGAAAAGACCGGCGAUUUCUUUAUCCACAACAGCGUCCGUGGUUGCUCCUAUUUCUUCUCCUAUCCUGCAGCAUGUGCCUUCUUGGAGAAAAACAAUCUGCUCUCUAUCAUCCGAGCCCACGAAGCGCAGGAUGCCGGUUACCGCAUGUACCGGAAGACUCGUACGACCGGUUUCCCGAGUGUGAUGACCAUCUUCAGUGCUCCCAACUAUCUCGAUGUCUACAACAACAAGGCCGCAGUUCUCAAAUAUGAGAACAACGUCAUGAACAUUCGUCAAUUUAACUGCACUCCCCACCCGUACUGGCUGCCAAACUUCAUGGAUGUCUUUACUUGGUCUCUGCCCUUCGUUGGUGAGAAGAUCACCGAUAUGCUCAUCGCCAUUCUCAACACCUGCUCGAAAGAGGAACUGGAAGAGGACGACACCCCCUCCUCUGUAUCACCGACUGGCCCCGUCUCCCCUCCUUUGCCCAUGGAUACCGAGUCCAGCGAAUUCAAGCGCCGUGCCAUUAAGAACAAGAUUCUUGCCAUUGGUCGUCUCUCUCGUGUCUUCCAGGUGCUUCGUGAACAGUCAGAGAGUGUAACUGAGCUGAAGACUGCGGCUGGCGGUCGUCUUCCGGCUGGAACUCUCAUGCUGGGUGCGGAGGGCAUCAAGCAGGCUAUCCACAACUUUGAGGACGCCCGAAAGGUCGACCUGCAGAACGAGCGCCUGCCUCCUAGCCAGGAGGAGGUGUUUAAAAAGAGCGAAGAGGACCACCGUGCUGCGAUGGAGCGUGCCGAGCACGAGGCUGCUAACGAUGCCGGGCUUGCCACUAUUGCUCGACGAAUCUCCAUGUCCGCCGGUUCGGGUCGCAAUCGUCGCCCACGCGAGGCACGAGACACCCGGGAAGCCUAG
This is a messenger RNA of Penicillium macrosclerotiorum, 1680 nucleotides long. RefSeq names its product serine/threonine-protein phosphatase 2B catalytic subunit. Gene Ontology annotation, biological process: fungal-type cell wall organization; calcineurin-mediated signaling. NCBI's taxonomy places the organism in Eukaryota, Fungi, Ascomycota, Eurotiomycetes, Eurotiales, Aspergillaceae. The transcript has 5 exons. The record is from RefSeq and is a predicted model, not a curated record. The coding region runs from base 1 to 1680 and encodes 559 amino acids. Gene Ontology annotation, cellular component: cytoplasm; calcineurin complex. Gene Ontology annotation, molecular function: calmodulin-dependent protein phosphatase activity; calmodulin binding.